UUUCACCACCGUCUGUGUGUCCCCUAAGCCAACCUCAUCGAUCAGUUGUAGUAUUUUGUAGCUGACAAAGCUAAUAGCUUGUGUGUUUUGGUCUCUAUCAGUUGCUGGUGGGAGGUGGUGGAGUAAUCAAUCGCCACCAUUUUCUCCGCCUCCCUUUUUUCCCGCAUUAAAGCUUUUCCAGCAAUCAAGCUCAUAGCAAUAUGCUCAAAAAGAAUGCAUCCCUAGUGUGAGAAACAUAUAAAUACGUGCACAAGCUGAGAGAGGUAGAAAGAGAGAGAGAGAGAAAGGGCAGUUGAAGAGGGUUCUUGAAGAGGUAUAGCGUAGCAUAAAAUGGACAACAAGCCCAUUUUGUUUGCUUGAUUUCAAAUUUGCUUCUUUUUUUCUUGGUUGAUUACCAUAUUCUUUCUUCCUUCUAACUUUUCUCUCUUCUUUUUCUUUGGGAUCUGAUCAUUCUUGACAACAAGAAGACAAAGUUUGUCAGGUGUACAACCAGAAUUUGAGCAUACUUCAAUUCCCGAGGAAAACCCUUUUGUAUCAAACAUUCUUUCUAGGCUUUUCUUUUUCUGUCUGCUUCAGUGGGCUCAAAAGUUGCAAGAGAGUGACGAGCACUUCCCAGAAAAAGAAUUUUAAAUGCUUUCACUUGACUGAUUGGUUGGCAAGAAGUUUGGAUUCAAUUAAGAAACAUUUUCCGAAGAAUUUUUCAGUACUUUUAAAGGAUUCUCGAGGUCUUCCUCUGCACUUGAAAGAACAUGAAUACUUUUUCACACGUUCCUCCAGGUUUUAGAUUCCAUCCUACAGAUGAAGAAUUAGUUGACUACUAUCUACGGAAGAAGAUUGCUUCAAAAAGAAUUGAUCUAGAUGUAAUUAAGGAUGUUGAUCUUUACAGAAUCGAACCAUGGGAUCUUCAAGAACUUUGCAAGAUAAGUACAGAGGAGCAGAAUGAGUGGUAUUUCUUUAGUCAUAAGGAUAAGAAGUAUCCAACUGGAACACGCACUAAUAGAGCUACAAAAGCAGGAUUCUGGAAAGCUACAGGAAGAGACAAAGCUAUUUACUCUAAGCAUAGUUUAAUUGGCAUGAGAAAGACCUUGGUAUUUUAUAAAGGUCGAGCCCCAAAUGGACAAAAAUCAGACUGGAUAAUGCAUGAAUACAGACUAGAAACCAAUGAGAAUGGGACUCCUCAGGAAGAAGGAUGGGUUGUGUGUAGGGUGUUCAAGAAGAGAUUGCCAACUGUACGGAAGGAAGGAGACCUCGAGUCACUAUGUUGGUACGAUGAUCAAGUUUCUUUCAUGCCCGAAUUUGACUCUCCAAGGCGGAUACCUCAUUCAUAUUCAUCAUACAAUCCUCAGUAUUCCUGCAAGCAAGAGUUUGAACUGCAAAACAACAUCCCCCAGGAUGUAUUCCUCCAGCUUCCUCAACUUGAGAGCCCUAGAGUUCCACAGUCGAUCACCAAUGUAAGCUGCAGUUUAAUGGUACCAUACGGUUUUGAUAGGAGCAGUGGAAGCAUUUUACAGUCUUCAACCCUUGCACAUGAAGCACCACAUCUGCAACAAAGCCACCAACCCCAAAUAGUUUACAUUAACAACACUGAUCAAGGUGUUGAACAAGUGACUGAUUGGCGAGUUCUCGACAAGUUUGUCGCAUCUCAGCUAAGUCAUGAAGAUGCAGCAAAGCAGACUGCCUAUUCUGAUGGACCUUCUUCACUUCAAGUGGCAGAACACAUGAGCAUGCUAGUGAAUGAUGAAUCAAAGCAACAAGAAAUGACGUCACCAGAAUUUGGCUGUGUAUCCGCCCCGAGUCCUCAAGUGAUCUUUGGAAGUAAGAAUAUGUUAAUUUAACUACAAUUACAUAUAGUACUAAUCAGUCAUAGGAAGGUACUACAAAUAGAAGAAAGAAAUGUGACAACAGUUUCUGUACAUAAUAAAUUGCUAAGUACUACUAAGUAGCUAUUUGGUUGCUUGUACACAAUGUACUAAUGUUCAGAGGCAUAUAUAGGUUCAUGAGAGACACCUACUAAUAAGUAUAUAUGGAUGCGUAUAUGGUUUGUAAGCUAUAAGUGCUGGUGACACUACUACUGUGGGAUUGUUGAAUAUGUUUCCUUUUAUUGAGGUUCAACAAGCACUUAAAUGGUUGCUUUUUGCAA
Messenger RNA from Coffea arabica (coffee), 2140 nucleotides. Lineage: Eukaryota; Viridiplantae; Streptophyta; Magnoliopsida; Gentianales; Rubiaceae. The record is from RefSeq and is a predicted model, not a curated record.